UGGUCUGGUCAUGUAUGCUUUCCGUAGAGAGGGAAUCCAAACCGCAAGAUUUUGAGUCGAGGACACAUCAUACGGUAUCGCUAACAUGCGGAUUUCACAUCUCCUGAUGCAUUUUACUUAAUAUCAGCGCAAUCUUAUUCAGACAGUCAAACUCUACACCCCAGAAAAUGGAUCAAGGCACGAUGGACGCCGACUGCAUUGCGCUACUCCCCGGAGUCCUUACAUUUUUGGCGGAUCCGAAGCAAUCUUUACCUGAUGACACUUGUCUAGAGAAGCUGCUGGACUGGCUUACAAACAUAAUCAAUGAAGAUGAUGACCGGAAUCUUCUUGACCAGCAGCCAUGCCUCCUGGAGUUCAUCUCCAGCAUGUGUGCAUCAAAAACUACAGAUCCCAUAAUCCUCUCCUUCACCCUCAAACUCACUGGCCUACUGGCUGCCACUGAGAGGGGCUUCAGUCGUUUAGAAGAGCGAGGCGUUGUGCAGGAGGCGUUUGCGUGCAAGGCCGAGGCCGAGGGGGAUGGAGGCGGCGGGGGCGUGCGUGCGCAGUGGGGGGAGGCGUCGGUGCGCUGCGGCUGGCUGCUGGGCCUCAGGGCCCUGCUGCAGCACCACCCGGCCAUGCUGUUCAUCAGCCAGCGCGGCCUCACCAAACUCAUCCUCCAAUUGCAGCGCGACAAGAGUCUCUUUGUCGCAGCCGCAGCCAAUCAGCUCCUCGCUCACAUCCUCAACUUCCCGCACCCACCAAUGACAGAGCAGCAGCAGCAGCAGCAGCAGCAGGGGACAGCCCAAGAGAACGGGAGCUCGGGCCCGGAAUGCAACACCGCCACCGUCACCGCAGAGAUCGUGGGGCAUGUCGGGGAAGCCCUGGUGUCCCAGGAGCACUUCCGUGUCCUCCAGGCGCUGAGGCUGCUGGCUCUGAGUCUGCCCGGCUGCGGAGCUCCUCUGCUGGGGAGCGUGUGGAGGGGGGCUUUGGGCCCUCUGGAGGUGCUCCUGGAGGCUGGGAUGAACAAGCUCUCCCUGCCCAUUAUGGAGGUCCUGCAUGCAGCCUCCACGACUGAGCUGUUCAGCCAAUCAGAUGCCAGAGUGGAGGAGCUGAUGAGGGCCACUCUGAGGGUGGGGGAGCCCAAGACAGCCAUCCAGUGUGCCUCAGCCAUCACACGCCUGCAGCACUGCUCAGAGCCAUUAAAGAGGUUGGCGGUGGGUAUAGUUCUCCAGCCUCUGGAGUUCAUCACUGGUUCUCCUCUCCAGAUACUGCCUAACGGUUCAGGGGAUGCUAAGCAGGCCAACAGCCACCAGCCUGCCCUGAGGGAACAGCUUUGCCAGAAGUCUCAGUGUAUCUCUCUGCUGUCUCUGUCCCUGAGCAGUGUGGCUGAGCUCAGUCUCGCAAAUUCCCUGUUUGUGGACGCCUCAGUGGAGGCUGUCACAGGAGCGGUGUUGCAGCUUCUGAAGGUGGGUCUCGGACAAAGCCCCUCCCCCUCGCCGCCCAACAAGGCCUACAUCCAACUGAUUGGCUGCAGCAGGGUCCAGAGGUGUGGUUUAGAUGCCCUGAUCAGCCUCAGUUCCUGUGAAGGUGUCCGAUGCCUCAGGCAGGAGGUGUUGGACCUGCUCCACCAGUGCCUCCAGCACCCCGACUCCGACCCCACGGUGCUACAGAAGACCUUGCAGGCGUUACUGAAGUGGAUCUGUUUAGACUCCUCUGACUGUUCAGAGAAAACACACUUCCUCACUCAGAGUCUAUUCCCAGCACUAAUGAAGCGUGUGUGUGACAUGCAUUGGGAAGUUAGGGACUCUACUCUGGAGUUCAUCACUCAGCUCAUCGUAAACUCUAGCGACUCCGUAGCCUUUAGCGGUGCUCUGCGGGGCAGUGGCAUUGUCUCUCUGCUGCUCGCCUGCCUGGAUGACUCGGAGGGUUACGUCAGAGCCAGCGCCAUCAGCGCCCUGGGACAAGCAGUGACUGCCGCUCAACACCAGGGGGAGACAAACACAAACUCACACCACAGCCUGCCGGAGGAAGUCCUGACCCGUCUGCUGGCCAUCUUGGCUCAAGACACAGAGGGCUUCCCCCGCCGCGCCGUCCUCAAGACAGUCACCAGUUGGCUCUCCAGGCCGCGCCCCCCUCCCGACCUCGACCAAUCCCUGUCUGCCCUGCUGACUCUGGGCAUUGACGACUUCGACUGGGAGGUCAAAGUUCACACCCUGGAGCUGGCCGAGAUGGUAAUGGACAAGACGCUGAGUCGUGGCUCCCUCACGGAGGCCUUGGAGAGGCUCCAGGAGUAUGGGGUGUUCGGUGUCCUCUUCAAAGGUCUUCUCGACUGCGACCGGCCAGUCGCCCAGAAGGCCUGCCAGCUGUUGCUCAAGCUCCGAGAGGUCCUGGAGGUCAAAGGUGAGUCGGCGGGGUCGCCGCCCGGGGACACGCCCACGUUCCAUCUCCAGAGCCACCAAUGGGGCGAGGACUUGCUGAGGAAGUGUAAGGGUGUCAAUGGCGAUUCUGAUUGGCCCAGAGAGGGGGUGCCGGCAGGUGAUUGGCCGAAGGGGGAGGAGGUGAGCCUGAGGGAGGUGGUGGGGCGGCUGGACCUGGAGGGCAUGAGGCAGGCGCUGGCACGGAGUAGUGACCACGCCAUGGCGUCACCGCGCUCACUCAUGGAGGACAUCCUGGCCGUAGCGCAACGGAGCGACGACAACGCCGUGGACUGCUACUGAGGACACACACACACACACACACACACACACACACACACAUGCAAAUACACAUUCUCCUGCAUGCAACUAAAACAUAAGAGUAAAGGCACUUUCAGUAACGACUUACAACAUCUUACAAUAACUUUUUGACUUGGAGCAACUCGGAUUCACACACUCAUAAAAGCAAGUGCAUUUUUUUAAUCUGUCAAAAAAGUAUGAUGUCUUCCCUGUGACGCACCCUGUGCUAUAAUUUAAUGCAAGCAUGAUAAUAAAGAUGUAUUAUUUUGAA
Messenger RNA from Alosa alosa (allis shad), 2964 nucleotides. It is a transcript of the gene brat1, whose product is annotated as BRCA1-associated ATM activator 1. The transcript is spliced from 14 exons. Gene Ontology annotation, cellular component: nucleus. Gene Ontology annotation, biological process: cell population proliferation; positive regulation of protein phosphorylation; DNA damage response. The coding region runs from base 168 to 2696 and encodes 842 amino acids. Lineage: Eukaryota; Metazoa; Chordata; Actinopteri; Clupeiformes; Clupeidae. The record is from RefSeq and is a predicted model, not a curated record.